AGCAGUGUGAAGAAGAAGAGGCGGGAACGACCCUCGGACCGACCAAAGCCCUCACACGCUGCAUCCCGCGUCCAGCACCUAUGUCCCGCUGCCGUCGCCACCAUGCCCAAGAGAAAGGCUGAAGGGGAUGCUGAAGGAGAUAAAGCCAAGGUGAAGGACGAACCACAGAGAAGAUCCGCGAGGUUGUCUGCUAAACCUGCUCCUCCAAAGCCAGAGCCCAAGCCUAAAAAGGCCCCUGCAAAGAAGGGAGAGAAGGUACCCAAAGGGAAAAAGGGCAAAGCUGAUGCUGGCAAAGAGGGGAAUAACCCUGUAGAAAACGGAGAUGCCAAAACAGACCAGGCACAGAAAGCUGAAGGUGCUGGAGAUGCCAAGUGAAGUGUGUGCAUUUUUGAUAACUGUGUACUUCUGGUGACUGUACAGUUUGAAAUACUAUUUAUCAAGUUUUAUAAAAAUGCAGAAUUUUGUUUUACUUUUUUUUUUUUUAAAGCUAUGUGGUCAGCACACAGAACACUUCAUUGUUGUUUUUGGGGGAAGGGGCAUAUGUCACUAAUAGAAUGUCUCUGAAGCUGGAUUGAUGUGGGGAAAACACCUUUCCCUUCUAGUUUUGGGAGACUUCCUCUUGGUUCCCAGGAGGAGGGAUUCCCUGACUUUGACACACAUGGCCACCUUGGCACAAAAGCCUUGUGGUAUGGAAAAACAAAUUUGUUUUUAUGUCCUCUUCUCCCUUUCUGUCUUUCAGCAUAGACUUAACUCCCUUAAGCCCAGACAUCUGUUGGGAAUUGACUUGACCCGUAGUCAUUGGUUACCAGUGUGUCAGGCAAUCUGGACUUUCCAGUGAUACCACUGAGAUGGCACCUGUCAAAACAGCAUUGGUUCCAUUUCUAGAUUGUGGAUCUUCAGAUAAAUUCUGCCAUUUUCAUUUCACUUCCUGAAAGUCAGGGUCGGCUUGUGAAAAGCUGUUAAACAACAUGCUAAAUGUGAAAUGUCAACCCUCACUCUAAACUUUCCCUGUCCAGAGCAUCAGAUGAAGGCUUCAUUGGGUUUUAUAGUGGCUUUCUGAUUUUUGGUAGUCCAUUGAAGAAGGGAGUUUGAAAGUUGUUGUAUACUGUUAACGAUUGUCUGCCCAUGUCCUGCCUGAAAUACCAUGAUUGUUUAUGGAAAGUAUCUUUAAUAAAGCUGGAUACAGUUUGGCUUGG
Messenger RNA from Mandrillus leucophaeus (drill), 1196 nucleotides. Its product is annotated as non-histone chromosomal protein HMG-17. The transcript has a single exon. The record is from RefSeq and is a predicted model, not a curated record. The coding region runs from base 103 to 375 and encodes 90 amino acids. Gene Ontology annotation, cellular component: chromatin; nucleus. Gene Ontology annotation, molecular function: nucleosomal DNA binding. Lineage: Eukaryota; Metazoa; Chordata; Mammalia; Primates; Cercopithecidae. Gene Ontology annotation, biological process: chromatin organization.